Molecule: messenger RNA, 3774 nt
Organism: Hippocampus zosterae (dwarf seahorse)
Lineage: Eukaryota; Metazoa; Chordata; Actinopteri; Syngnathiformes; Syngnathidae
Gene: sacm1la
Product: SAC1 like phosphatidylinositide phosphatase a
Exons: 20
Coding region: 148-1908 (586 amino acids)
Biological process (GO): phosphatidylinositol dephosphorylation
Cellular component (GO): endoplasmic reticulum
Molecular function (GO): phosphatidylinositol-4-phosphate phosphatase activity
Source: RefSeq, a predicted model, not a curated record
GCCUUUCAUGGUUGCCAGAUUUCCUGUAACAGCAUCGAUUUAAACACCAAGGUUUGUCCGCUUGAAUAUCUCGGAGCUGGCAACACGAGCUCAGACGUUGUCACUCUUGGGUGGUUGGGUCGCUUUGGUUAGGUCGACGCAGCGAAGAUGGCGACCGCCUACGAACGAUACAAUUUACACACCACCCCUGAAAAGUUUUUCAUCGAAGCCUGCGAUGACGGGGCCAAUGCUGUCCUGGCUAUUGACAGGGUGUCAAAUGAGAUGACCCUCGCAAGUAAAAAGGACAUCCCUGCCUCAGCGGUGACCCGGCCAAUUUGUGGCAUCAUGGGGACCAUUCGCCUGGUUGCCGGGAUGUACCUGAUCGUCAUCACAAGGAAAAGAAACGUGGGCAGCCUUCUGGGUCAUGCAGUUUGGAAAGCCGUGGAUUUUGAUAUAAUCUCUUACAAGAAGACAGUUUUGCAUCUGUCAGAGAUCCAGUCUCAGGAGAAUAAGACCUUCCUGUCCAUGUUAAAUAAUGUGCUGACGACAGACGGUUUCUACUUCUGCACUGAUUAUGACCUGACGCACACCCUUCAGCGGCUGGCCAAUACUAGCCCCGACUUCCAGGAGAUGAGCCUGCUAGAGAGGGCAGAUCAGAGGUUUGUAUGGAAUGCAAAUCUCCUCCGAGAGCUGGCAGCAGAGCCAGAGCUCCACCGGUUUGCUCUACCUAUUGUACAUGGCUUCAUUGUCAUGAAACCAUGUCGUAUCAACGGGAAGAUCUUUGAGUGGAUCCUCAUAUCGCGGAGGAGCUGCUUCCGGGCUGGUGUCAGAUACUAUGUCAGAGGCAUUGACUCAGAAGGCCAUGCUGCUAACUUUGUCGAAACUGAGCAGAUCGUUUUAUACGAGGGAGCCAAGGCUUCCUUUGUGCAGACAAGAGGUUCGAUGCCUUUUUACUGGAGUCAAAGGCCCAACCUUAAAUACAAACCUAAACCUAUUAUCAGCAAGACAACCAGUCACUUGGAUGGCUUCCAGAGGCAUUUCGACUCCCAGCUCCUGAUCUAUGGGAAACAAACUCUUCUUAACCUGGUGAAUCAGAAGGGCUCUGAAAAGCCACUUGAACAAGCAUUUGCCAAGAUGGUGGCCGGUGUGAACAACGGUAUGCUCAAUUAUAUCGCCUUUGACUUCCACAAAGAGUGUAGCCAGAUGAGAUGGGAUCGUCUCCAGAUCUUGGUGGAUGUUGUAGCUGAAACACAGGAUGAAUACAGUUACUUCAUGGUGAACCUGGAUGGAAGGGUACUAGCCCAGCAGAAAGGUGUCUUCCGUAGUAACUGUAUGGACUGCUUGGACAGAACCAACGUCAUCCAGAGCCUUUUGGCACGACGCUCCUUGCAGUCUCAGCUCCAGAGGAUGGGUGUCCUAAACGUAGGACAGCGUCUUGAAGAACAGGCCGACUUUGAGAAGAUCUACAAAAACGCAUGGGCUGACAAUGCCAAUGCAUGUGCUGUACAGUACGCAGGAACCGGUGCGUUAAAAACAGACUUCACAAGGACAGGAAAAAGAACCCAUUGGGGAUUGUUGAUGGAUGGUUGGAACUCCAUGAUCCGCUAUUACAAAAACAACUUCUCUGAUGGCUUUCGUCAAGAUUCAAUUGACUUGUUUCUGGGCAAUUUUGUCAUCGAUGAAUCAGACGGCCCGGGUCCUCUGAGGGUGCAGAAAGACUGGAAGUUCCUCACGCUUCCGAUCAUCAUGUUGGUGGCAUUCUCGAUGUGCAUUGUAUGUCUUCUUAUGGCUGGUGACACAUGGACAGAGACUUUCGCUUAUGUGAUGUUUUGGGGUGCUUGCAGUGCCAUUACAGCCACCAUCAUCCUCUUUCAUGGGCAAGACUUUGUGGAUGCUCCUAAACUUGUUCACAAGGAGAAGAUGGACUGAGUGAGUUACAUGUGCGCAUGUUAGGGCACACGAUAAUCAGCUCCAGUACCAGAUCAAGAUACCUUGCCGACGUUAUCCUUCUCCAUCCACAUAUGAAGACUAUACCUUCUGAUGUGGCCAUACUUCCCUGAAGAUGUUUCUUUGUGCGUUUACAGAGACGAAAAUGUUGAUUAUGGCUAAUCUGUUCCCAAACGGCUGUGGUCAAAAUGGUUAUAUUUUGGGUCUCAUAGUUACUAACUUAAACCAGAUUUUCGUCACGACAGCCACUUUUGGCUGUUUGGAAACUGUCCACUGUCAACUUAAACUGUUCCUGAAUUCUUAUAUUGCCUUCUUCUUUUGUUUGUGUGUGUGUGUGUGAGAGAGAGAGAAAUUAUUUAGUCUCUAUUGUCAUUUUCUGUAUGCAGUGAUCCUUCACUCUUCACGGGAUAGAGACCGACCCUUGCUGCAAAUUGUGAAACACUACAAUCGCCACUACUCCCUAAAAGGGUUUGAAAUUGCACACAGAUGCCACACGAUGACGUCAAUUCACUCCUUUUGUGCAAUUCACACUCCUCAUCCCCAUGUCAAAUUCUUCCAUUGCCACCCAGAUGACGCUAGACCAAUAGCAGUAUUGCUUUGGUUUCAUCUGGUGGCAUCUGGGACCUGAGUAUAAAUCCGCAAAAUAGGAUCCGUUUCUCGCCACUUAAAAAAAAAAAUAUAUAUAAUAAUAAUAAUAUCCUGGGUGUAGGUGAAACUGCGAAUUCCGAACCGCAAAUAUAUACAGGUUUUACCAACUGAGCUACGAAAAACUUGGUGGGGCUUGGAACUAAAUUUUGCUGGUUGAAUGUCUUACCGAGUACAGUUCCAUCUAUAAAGCUUGUCAUGUUUAGUAAAAUAAAUACAUAAAUACAUCCAAAAAUAAAUAGCAUUGAAAGUUGACAUUACCGAAACAAUAUCUAUAUAUGUAUAGUAAUGGCUUUGAGAACAUGAACUGUAACAUUUGUAUGAAACUUGCAUAUUUUACAAAAUAUACUAUCAAUAAAUAUUCAUUAAGCCAUUAGAAGCACCGAACCUUUUUUUUCCCCCUCAUCUUGACUUGCUAACCUGCCUCGUCUAUCCUAAAGCCAUUCAUCACAAUUUCAAGUGAUUUAAGGGUCAUACGGGGAUACUGUGCAAUCUUCUAAAUAUUGGCAUCGGUUCAUUAACGGUUAUAAUGUAACACAAUUUUUUUUUUGCCCAAGUAUGUUUGCACAGAAAUGUUUUGUCAACAAUCCAUUGUCAUUUUUGAAAGAAAUCUACUCAUUUGCAUAUUUCCUUCACCUGGUUCCUUAUAUAAAUACGGAAUCUGUUUUGAACACCAAAAGAAUAGAAGGAGACUUAUUUAUCCCUUAUCAUUUGCACAAGACAAUUUCAUGUCGUUGAAACCUGAAAUAAAGUUUCUGUUUAUAAUAUCUUGUUGACACAUGUUGCAUAUAUGAUUGAAUGUCUCUGUGAGGGUUUGUAUUUGCAGUCCUCAUGUGUGUUUUGUAAUUAUAUUUGAAAUCUCAUAUAUACUUUGUACACAUAACUAAUAGUAAAUGAUAAAUAUUUUCAUAUACAGCAUUAAUAUAGCUAAAUGGUUUUUGAUCCAACAGUGCUUGGUUCUGCUUCGAUUCGAUAUAUCAACUAUUCGGUGCAGCUCGUGACUUCAAAAUGUCAACUUGGUCAUUCAUGGGAUAUUUAUGGUAUCACAAAUGUAUCUCGCCGUACAUUUAUUAAUGUACAAUAUUUUGAAUCCCGCUGGACCGAUUUGUGAUUUUCCUCAGCAGCCGGCUAUUUUUAAAUUCCGUUCAGCUUCAUCAAUUUGUUUGUAUGAUAUUAUUUAACAAUAAACUACGGUGAACUGAC